CCUGGAGAUUUGGGGGUGCAGCCCGAGGCGGACAGGGUUUGGAGUAGGGAGACAACUCAGCAGGAUAUAAGGCCAUACAGGACACUCUCUGAAGCAGCCAUUUUCUACAGGGGAGGUUGCUGAUGCUGGAAUCUGGAGAUCCGCUGCAAUUCUGGGAGAUCUCCAAGUCCCACCUGGAAGCCUUCAUUCUUUGUGCAACGCUAUAUAUCAGUAUCCAGACCUGGAAGCCACAUAAGAUUGCCAGGUGCCUGCUUUCUCUGAGGAACUCCUGUAUUUUGGAGGCCUCUGGAAUACCUGGGUUCCGCUUCUCUCUGGUAAAAUCAGGGGAAGUAGCUGUGGAAACUCAAUCGGUGAGCAGCCACAAGGUCCCCGUAGAUGCCCGCAGUCGGAUAAAGGGCUUUUAAAGCUACCCAGGCUGUUGGGGGUGAACUAGAUAAGAAAGGUCAGCAGGGAACUUGACAAAUUCCCUGUGAACAGUUAGGAGACAGAAUGGGCACUGUGGCGAGUUGUAUUUCUAUUUACAUUGUCGUCAUCAUGUGCCUGUUUACUUCUAUGGAUGAAAAUUAGCAUCUGCAGGGUAUUUUUUCCCCCCUUCAAAUAUUGUCCUCUUUUGGAGGCCGUCCAAAGAUAAAAAGUUGUAAACAGCUGUACUGGCCCACAGCAUACCCAGAGGAAGAAAAAAAUCCCGUGUCAUACUUUUGUAUUAGGGCCAAUCCAAAUGACCCCAAAUUUUGUACAAGCUUUGAAGUUCCAGACUUCAUUUUUUAAACUGAAAUGUGCCUCCAUUGUUUACUUCUUCCCAGAAUGCAAGUGCUGGAAUCUAACACUUUCAACCAUUAGUUCUCUGUCAUCAUCCAACACUGCCAGAGCUGGCAUGAAAGACUGCCUUUAUUCUCAGUUUCUUUUUGGUAAUGUCUGUCUGAUGAAGAGCGCCAAGGAACCCAAAAGCUUGCACAACAUUUUGUGCCCUUUUGAUUGGUAUUGCACGGGUUUUCAUCGGUAGAUGGCCCACCUAAAACCACAUCUCUAUGCCAGUGGGUCCCCCAGAGGGGACAGAAGCUGUAUGGUUCCACCAGAUCUGCCAGGGAAAGUUCUGCAAAAGGCACUGUAUGUGUUUUCCGUAUGGGGUUCAACAUGGAAUGGGGAUACACUUAAUACUGGGUCCUCUUUGUGGCACUUAGGAGCAUUCCCAGUGCUUCUCAGUACUGCCACAAUUUGUGUCAGUACUAUGACCCCUUUGUUGUAGAUCGGGAGCUGAGGAUAACAACAAGUUCAAGGUUGAAGACUCAUCUCAGGGACUUUUCUACCUGGAAUGAUGGCUUCCGUUCUGAACCUAAGAUCCCUGCUGGAUAAGUUACCAUACUAUUGGUCUUUGAUAGAUCUGUCCAAUGUGAAUUUGUCUAAGACUUUAAAAAAAGAAUCUAAACAUUUAAGCCUUGUUCCUUAUGGCAACAAGCUGUGUGUUGUGUGAAAUAGCUCAAUUUUUUUUAAAAAACCCAAAUAUCUUACUCGAAGAUGGCACAAUCCUCAAUGAUUUUGUAACAUAGUAAAGAGUCCAGUAGCACCUUUAAGACUAACCAACUUUACUGUAGCAUAAGCUUUCAAGAAUCACAGUUCUUUUCAUCAGAUGCAUCUCACCAAAUGUGAUUGGCUGGGAGCACACUCUGCUGCACCCUUGCAACGAUCUGCUUGGAAGGGAGAAAUGCUAUUGGCCAGGAAAUCGGAGGCAUCAAUGACAAACACAAGUUUGUCCUGAACCAAUAAUGCCUUAACUGGACAUAAGCAAUCGUAGCUUUCCUUCCUCCCCCGAUCCAAAAUUAUAACAUUUUUCUCAAGGCACAAUAGUGACAGGCAUACGUAUUCUAAUGAUGGUUGCCCUGGGAGUCAUAAAUCUGUCUCCUGUAGACACCAAAGCUCACUCACUGUACAUUGUCUUGCUUAUAGGAUUCCUUGUAUCAUGGCUCUUUCCAUGAGAAGUAAUGAGAUUUGCUCAUCAGUAUUCCGAUGCCAUUUUCAGUCAGGCAUGGAAGAACUUGUGAGCUUUGCACAGAGUCUGAUAGAAGCCAGGACAGACUUGAGCGCGUGUCACAAAUUAAAGAGGCACAUUUUGAGCGCAUCACAAGAAAUGGACGAGGCCCUGGAAGAGCUUAAGGGAGGCCUGCAUACCACUGAUGCCAAAUCUGCCGAGCUGGUAGCACAGAAGAAACGCUUGGAGGAUGAGAGACAAGCACAGACCCAGCAACUGAGUAACUUAAGGCACCAACUGGACUCACACAGAAACCUGGAAAGCAAGUCCAGGGAGAUGCUGGAAGUGACUCGGAAGCAUCUUGAAGAAAUGCAGCGGCAGGUCUCAGAAAAGGAAAAGCAAAGAGAGAACAGUGAAAUGAUAGUAGGCAUCGGUGGUGGACUAAUGUUCAUCCCUGUUGUGGGAUGGAUUGCAGGUGGCAUCAUGAUUGGUUGUGGCCUGGCAGAUAUGGAGGCGGCAGAGAGAGCAAAGAAGGAUGCGGAAGCUGAAGUUAACCGCCAUUCAGCAGACAUUGACCGGCACACAACUGAAACCUACAGACUGCAGGCUCUGGAAAGAGAAGCUGAAUCAAAUAUUCAGACAAGUGAAAGGAGGCUCUCUUCCAUUCGGUCAGAACAACAACAGCUGGCUUCCCAGCAAGCAGAAGUAGUGCUCUUUCAGAACACCCUGAGAAAAUGUGUGACCUUCUUAGCUGUGUUGGCAGGGAAAGUAGACACAGCUGAAUUUUUAUGUAGGGAUGUUGUAAUCUACGAAGAGCUCGAAAGGAUUCUUGAAGACAUUCUCAAUCACGUGUUUCCCUUAAUGGGGCAGGGAAAGGAAACACGUCUGAUGGCCCUCUCCAGUGCAAACAUUCGACGGCUCAUUGAGAGGUUAAAAUCUGUUAGGGCAAUGCUCAGUUUACAUGCGCCACGGAAAGGACAUGCUAUAGACUUCUAGCCAGACACUCUCAAUUAAUGCAAAUGCCUGAGACAGAGAAAGCUUUUUAAUGUUCUUGCUUUUCAACCUUGUACUUGGGCAAUCUCUAGAUAUGAACUGCAUAUUCCACCCCACCCCCUUCACUGCCACUUUUUGUAUCAACACAAAACCAAAAGAGAGUUAUGGUAACAAGCCAACUGGAAAGUAGAAACCCACUGGAACUUACUAACAAAGAUAUCAAUUACACACACCGAAAUAUACAAAGUGAAUAUAACUAUGUAAGCCACAAAUUUUGACAAAUACACCCUUUUAAACAAAACGAACCAAUGUUGGCAAAGGUUCCAAUCUCAUGACACAAAGGACCUCUUAGAGCUAUAUAGGGACAAUAUGAAUUGAUGUACACUCAAAUAUUUUAUUUCUUCAGCGCAAUAAAAUUCUUUUCACUAAAUUUAUUUUUUUAAUUCUAUUCAAUUUAUAGUCUGCUUUUCCCGCAAGCAGGCUCAGAGCGGAUCACAGAAGGUAAUAAAUACAAUAAAACAGUGGCGCUCAUAUUGCACAUCCACAAAAAUUCUCAUGGCAAGGAUCAAUAAAGAAAAAGAACAUAAAUGGGACACAUCUGUAAAUCUCAAAACUGGGUGGGUUUGUGCUGUUGAUGAGUAAACAGACUCACGCCAAGAGACAUACUGGAACCCCAAAAGCCUCUAGUGGAAAAUGAGACUCGAGAACAGGGGUGGCCAAACUGCCACUCGGGAGCCACGUGGCUCUUCUAGACAUAUUGUGCAGCUCCCAGAGGUCUCGGAGUAUUGCCAUGGCCAUACGUUUUAGUUAAGUUUAUUUCCCUCCCUUCUUUCCUUGUCUUUCCCUCUGUUCCGUUCCUUCUUUCUUUCCAUGUCUUUAAUAUUUUCAAUAAAAAUGUUGGGGUUGCCAGGUCUGACUCAGAAAAUAUCUGGGGACUUUGGGGAGGGGGUGAAGCCUAGCAAGGAUGUCACAUCACUUUUGUGAUGUCACUUCCAAGUCAAAGGUCAUGUGAUGGCUCUUCCCAAGCUCGAACCCUUCUGAUGUCACUUCCAGCAUAUUUCACCAAAACUCCACCCCUUCCUGUGAUGUCACUUUCAGGACACUUCCACAAACUGACCUCUUCAUUUGAAGUCACUUCAAUGCAUCAUAUCCUGCGGCUCUCAAACAUCUGUUUAUUCUAUGUAGCUCUUACAUUAAGCAAGUUUGGCCACCCCUGCUCCAGAGCCUGCUUAAAAGGUCCAAGAUCUCAAAGGAGGCCAUCUGUUCCAUAGCUUGGAGGCCAUUACAGAGAAUGCCACCAGAGUGCAGGAAGCAGCGCCCCAAUGGUCAAAAGCUGAACAAAGAUUCUCGGUGCCUGAUCAUAAAGAUCAAGGAGGUAGAUUUGGGUGGAGAUGCUCCUUUGAGUAUUUGGGAAGCAGACAGUGAUGAGUGGGAUUCAAACCAGUAGAGAGUUGAUUUGCAGCCAAACCACUUACCCACUGUGCUACAGCAGCUUGGCAGGGGUCACAUUUACUUUUCGGUUUCUGUUGAAGAAAUUUAUUAAUACUAAGCAUUUUAAAACAUUUGUUAGUUGUGAUUAUUAAUUAUACUGUGACCCAUAGGGUUCCCAACUCCAGACUGGGAAAUUCCUGGAGAUUUGGGGGUGCAGCCUGAGGCGGACAGGGUUUGGAGUAGGGAGACAACUCAGCAGGAUAUAAGGCCAUACAGGACACUCUCUGAAGCAGCCAUUUUCUACAGGGGAGGUUGCUGAUGCUGGAAUCUGGAGAUCCGCUGCAAUUCUGGGAGAUCUCCAAGACCCACCUGGAAGCCUUCAUUCUUUGUGCAACGCUAUAUAUCAGUAUCCAGACCUGGAAGCCACAUAAGAUUGCCAGGUGCCUGCUUUCUCUGAGGAACUCCUGUAUUUUGGAGGCCUCUGGAAUACCUGGGUUCCGCUUCUCUCUGGUAAAAUCAGGGGAAGUAGCUGUGGAAACUCAAUCGGUGAGCAGCCACAAGGUCCCCGUAGAUGCCCGCAGUCGGAUAAAGGGCUUUUAAAGCUACCCAGGCUGUUGGGGGUGAGCUAGAUAAGAAAGGUCAGCAGGGAACCUGACAAAUUCCCUGUGAACAGUUAGGAGACAGAAUGGGCAUUGUGGCAAGCUGUAGGUCAUGGUACAAACACCGAGUCAUUACUGAUCCAUGGGGGAUGUCACAUCACGUUUUCUUGGCAGACUUUUUACGGGGUGGUUUGCCAUUGCCUUCCCGGGCAUCUACACUUUAUCCCCAGGGAACUUCCCAGAAUGCAAGUGCUGGAAUCGAAUACUUUCAACCAUCAGUUCUCUGUCAUCAUCCAACUCUGCCAGAGCUGGCAUGAAAGACUGCCUUUAUUCUCCUUGAUUUUUUGGUAAUGUCUGUCUGAUGAAGAGCUCCAAAGAACCCAAAAGCUUGCACAACAUUUUGUGCCCUUUUGAUUGGCCCCAAUAAAAAGGUAUUGCACAGGUUUUCAUCGGUAGAUGGCCCACCUAAAACCACAUCUCUAUGCCAGUGGGUCCCCCAGAGGGGACAGAAGCUGUAUGGUUCCACCAGAUCUGCCAGGGAAAGUUCUGCAAAAGGCACUGUAUGUGUUUUCCGUAUGGGGUUCAACAUGGAAUGGGGAUACACUGAAUACUGGGGCCUCUUUGUGGCACUUAGGAGCAUUCCCAGUACUUCUCAGUACUGCCACAAUUUGUGUCAGUACUAUGACCCCUUUGUUGUGGAUCGGGAGCCGAGGAUGACAACAAGUUCAAGGUUGAAGACUCAUCUCAGGGACUUUUCUACCUGGAAUGAUGGCUUCUGUUCUGAACCUAAGAUCCUUGCUGGAUAAGUUACCAUACUAUUGGUCUUUGAUAGAUCUGUCCAAUGUGAAUUUGUCUAAGGCUUUAAAAACAGAAUCUAAACAUCUAAGCCUUGCACCUUAUGGCAAUCAGUUGUGUGUUGUGUGAAAUAGCACGUAUUUUUUUAAAAAACGCAAACAUCUUACUCGAAGAUGGCACAAAUCCUCAAUGAUUUUGUAACAUAGUAAAGAGUCCAGUAGCACCUUUUAAGACUAACCAACUUUACUGUAGCAUAAGCUUUCAAGAACCGCAGUUCUCUUUGUCAGAUGCAUCGUCAGAUGCAGGAUGGGAGCAGGUGGCAAUGCCCACUGCCCGCCUUCACCCACCUGGUAUUAGGAGCGGAACAGGUGGCAAUGACUGACCCCGCUUCAUCCAGCUGGGAUCAGGAGCGGAGCAGGUGACAAUGUCUGCCCCCCACGUUCACCCAGAUGGAAUCAGAAGCAGAACCGGUGGCAAUGCUCGCACCCCCUUCACCCAGCUGGGAUCAGGCUCAGUGCCUACCCCCUUUAUCCAAUCGUGAUCAGGUGCAGAGCAGGAGGCAAUGCCUGUUUCCCCUUCACCCAGUUGCGAUGCCCAUCCUCCUUUACCUGGCUGGUAUCAGGCGUGGAGCAGGUAACAAAGUCCACCACCCCUUCACCUGGUCGAGAUCAUGCAUGGAACAGGUGAUAAUGCCCACCCCCUUCCCUCACCAGCUGAGAUUAGUGACGAUGGAGGAGGGAAUGCUUACCUGCCCACCCUCCCCUUUCUAAAGCCCCUUGUAUUUUUUCCCCAAUAGGUUUUGUUGCUAGUGCUACCAUAAAUUGGUUAGUCUUAAAGGUGCUACUGAACCCUUUAAUAUUUUGCAACUACAGACUAACAUGGCUAACUCCUCUGGAUCUGUGCAAAUUUGGUGCCCUUACCUUUAUGAACAUCUGCUCCAGACCCUUAUAUACAUUCCCCAUUGAAAGUAAUGGUCCCAAACUCUGGAAUCUACAAAAACAUGGAUUUCAAUCCCGAACCAAUAAUGCCUUAACUGGACAUAAGCAAUCAUUGCCUUCCUUCCUCCCCCGAUCCAAAAUUAUAACAUUUUUCUCAAGGCACAUCAGUGACAGGCAUACGUAUUCUAAUGAUGGUUGCCCAGGGAGUCAUAAAUCUGUCUCCUGUAGACACCAAAGCUCACUGUACAUUUGUCUUGCUUAUAGGAUUCCUUGUAUCAUGGCUCUUUCCAUGGGAAGUAAUGAGAUUUGCUCAUCAGUAUUCCGCCGCCAUUUUCAGUCAGGCAUGGAAGAACUUGUGAGCUUUGCACAGAGUCUGAUAGAAGCCAGGACAGACUUGAGCGCGUGUCACAAAAUGAAGAGGCACAUUUUGAGCGUAUCACAAGAAAUGGACGAGGCUCUGGAAGAGCUCAAGGGAGGCCUGCGUACCAUUGAUGCCAAAUCUGUCGAGCUGGUAGCACAGAGGAAACGCUUGGAGGAUGAGAGACAAGCACAGACCCAGCAGCUGAAGAACUUAAGACACCAACUGGACUCCCACAGAAACCUGGAAAGCAAGUCCAGGGAGAUGCUGGACAUGGCUCGGAAGCAUCUUGAAGAAAUGCAGCGGCAGGUCUCAGAAAAGGAAAAGUUAAUAAGGUACAAUGAUAUGAUAGCAGACAUCGGCGUUGGACUAAUGGUAAUCCCUGUUACGGGAUGGAUUGCAGGUGGCGUCUUGGUUGGUUUUGGCCUGGCAGAUAUGGAGGAGGCAGAGAGAGCAAAGAGGGAUGCGGAAGCUGAAGUUAACCGCCAUUCAGCAGACGUUGACCGGCACGCAACUGAAACCAACAGACUGCAGGCUCUGGAAAGAAAAGCUGAAUCAAAUAUUCAGAAGGGUAAAAGGAGGCUCUCUUCCAUUCGGUCAGAAAAACAACAGCUGGCUUCCCAGCAAGCAGAAGUAGUGCUCUUUCAGAACACCCUGAGAAAAUGUGUGACCUUCUUAGCUGUGUUGGCAGGGAAAACAGACACGGCUGAAUUUUUAUGUACGGAUGUUGUAAUCUACGAAGAGCUCGAAAGGAUUCUUGAAGAAAUUCUCAAUCACGUAUUUCCCUUAAUGGGGCAGGGAAAGGAAACACAUCUGAUGGCCCUCUCCAGUGCAAACAUUCGAUGGCUCAUUGAGAGGUUAAAAUCUGUUAGGGGAAUGCUCAGUUUACAUGCGCCACGGAAAGGACAUGCUAUAGACUUCUAGCCAGACACUCUCAAUUAAUGCAAAUGCCUGAGACAGAGAAAGCUUUUUAAUGUUCUUGCUUUUCAACCUUGUACUUGGGCAAUCACUAGAUUUGUACUGCAUAUUCCACCCCCCCCCCUUCACUGCCACUUUUUGUAUCAACACAAAACCAAAAGAGAGUUAUGGUAACAAGCCAACUGGAAAGUAGAAACCCACUGGAACUUACUAACAAAGAUAUCAAUUACACACACCGAAAUAUACAAAGUGAAUAUAACUAUGUAAGCCACAAAUUUUGACAAAUACACCCUUUUAAACAAAACGAACCAAUGUUGGCAAAGGUUCCAAUCUCAUGACACAAAGGACCUCUUAGAGCUAUAUAGGGAUAAUAUGAAUUGAUGUACACUCAAAUAUUUUAUUUCUUCAGCGCAAUAAAAUUCUUUUCACUAAAUUUAUUUUUUUAAUUCUAUUCAAUUUAUAGUCUGCUUUUCCCGCAAGCAGGCUCAGAGCGGAUCACAGAAGGUAAUAAAUACAAUAAAACAGUGGCGCCCAUACUGCACAUCCACAAAAAUUCUC
This is a messenger RNA of Eublepharis macularius, 8556 nucleotides long. RefSeq lists its product as uncharacterized. The record is from RefSeq and is a predicted model, not a curated record. The transcript is spliced from 3 exons. Bases 6709 to 8004 code for a protein of 431 amino acids. Lineage: Eukaryota; Metazoa; Chordata; Lepidosauria; Squamata; Eublepharidae.